AUGGGCGAGACUUCGUCCGCCGCGCUGCGCCCCUCCGCCGGUCCCCAACCGUUCAUUAGCAGCCGCCACCGCUGCCCCUCUCCUCCCCCUCCCCCGGCUCCUCGAGACGGAUACCCACCUGCUGGACGAAGCGGGUUCCUCUCGUCGUUUUUUGCCUGCGGGUUGUUUUGCCAGCGAUCGUGUAAUGUGGCGGCGGUUCGUGGGCCCAGAGAAUCUGACCUGGCCGCCACAAGGAGACUGGCGCUGCUCAUUCAUGGAAGGAGCUGGGCAGGUACGCGCCAAGGGGACUUCCACUUCGUAUUCGGCUCCCGAGAAUUGCCUUGUUUUUCUGCAAUGGUUCAGCGGUAUCCUUAA
Messenger RNA from Gryllus bimaculatus (two-spotted cricket), 354 nucleotides. Lineage: Eukaryota; Metazoa; Arthropoda; Insecta; Orthoptera; Gryllidae. The record is from the annotation of a GenBank genome assembly.